This is a messenger RNA of Anolis sagrei ordinatus, 2073 nucleotides long. Its product is annotated as vomeronasal type-2 receptor 26-like. Gene Ontology annotation, molecular function: G protein-coupled receptor activity. Gene Ontology annotation, cellular component: plasma membrane. The record is from RefSeq and is a predicted model, not a curated record. Gene Ontology annotation, biological process: G protein-coupled receptor signaling pathway. Lineage: Eukaryota; Metazoa; Chordata; Lepidosauria; Squamata; Anolidae.
AUGGUCCCAAAAGAAUCUCAUCAGAACACUGGGAUUAUUCGCUUGCUUCGAUAUUUUGGAUGGAAUUGGGUUGGGAUCUUUGUUGUUGAAAAUAACAGUGGACAGCAUUUCUUGCAGAGUCUGGAACCAUUGCUUUCUGAGAACGGGAUCUGCUCAGCCUUUAUACAAUGGCUACCCUAUAUAGCACGUUUGGAUAAAAUGGAAGAGCAUGUAGCUAUAUGCUACAAGAUUUUUAUGCACUUAAGAAAUGAUAUAAAUGUGUCUGUUGUCUAUGGCGAAUCUUUGACAAUUGCAGCUCUAAGAUUCCUCUUAGUUCUGGGAGGUUUUGGAAAUGAAAAGUUAUUUUUUAAGAAUGUGUUCAUCAUGACUGCUCAGCUAGAUUUCAUGUUAACCGGCCUCUUAAGGGGUUGGGAUCUUCAGGUUUUCCACGGUACCAUUGCUUUUGCAAUCCACUCAGAGAACAUUCCAAAUUUCAAAGAAUUUAUAAAGACAGUAAACUCUCACUGGAACAAAGCAGACAGGUUUAUUCAGGUCUUCUGGGAACAAGCAUUUGACUGUUACUUUCCAAAGCCUUGGGAGCAAACAGAAGACAUAGGGCAGUGUACUGGGAAUGAGAAGAUUGAGGAUAUAUUUAUGCCUCAUUUUGAAAUGAGCAUGACAGGACACAGCUACAGUAUCUACAAUGCUGUCCACAGUGUGGCUCGUGCUUUGCAUGCUAUGCGCUCUUCUCAAUCCAACUACAAAAGAGGGAAAUGCCCAUCUCAUACAAGCAAGAAAUGCAAUGAAGUCAAACCGAAAAAUCUUCAGGCUUGGCAGCUCCAUCCGUUCCUUCAAAGUGUCUCAUUUAACAACUCUGCAGGAGAAAGUGUAUCCUUUGAGCAGAGAAUGCAAGCAAGAGGUAUAUUUGAUAUUAUCAAUUUGGAGACACUGCCAAACAAUUCCUUCCAGAGAAGGAAAGUUGGAAAGGUAGAUCCGAGUGCUCCUCAAGAUGAACAAGUCACCUUUGAUGAAAAUAUGUUGGUGUGGCAUCCAGGAUUUAAACAGCUGCCUCCCUUUUCGUUGUGUAAUGAACGUUGCCGUCCCGGUUGUCAGAAAAAAAGUAAGGAAGAGAAAAAAUUCUGCUGCUAUGAUUGCAUCCCAUGUCCAGAUGGCGAGAUUUCUAAUUCAACAGAUAUGGAUGACUGUUUCAGAUGUCCAGAAGACCACUAUCCAAGCAACGACAGAAGCACGUGUAUCCCAAAAAGCAUAAGCUUCUUGUCUUAUGGAGACCCCUUAGGGACCAGUUUAGCUGUGAUUGCUUCUUCUUUUGCCAUCAUCACAGCGAUGGUGCUAGGAGUAUUUAUCAAGCAUAAAGAUACCCCAUUAGUCAAAGCUAACAACCGAAAUCUCACCUAUAUUCUUCUCACUUCCCUCAUGCUCUGCUUCCUCUCUUCUCUCCUAUUUCUUGGUGAACCACGAGAAGUCACUUGCCUCUUACGACAAUCCAUUUUUGGUCUCACUUUCUCUGUGGCUAUUUCUUGCAUUCUGGCCAAAACUACCAUUGUUUCCCUAGCAUUCCUUGCUACAAGGCCUGGCUCAAGAAUGAUGAAGUGGGUAGGGAACAGGCUGGUCCACUUCAUUAUUUUUCCAUGCUCCCUUCUUCAAACUUGCAUUUGCCUUGUGUGGUUGGCAUCCUCUCCACCCUUCCCAGAUGUUGAUAUGAAGUCAAUACCUGAGGAAAUCAUUAUUCAAUGUAAUGAAGGCUCUGCCAUCAUGUUCUACUUUGUCCUCGGCUACAUUGGCCUCUUGGCCAUGGCCAGCUUCAUUUUGGCCUUUCAGGUCCGUAAAUUACCAGAUACUUUCAAUGAAGCCAAGUUCAUUACGUUCAGCAUGUUGGUUUUCUGCAGUGUGUGGAUAUGUUUUGUCCCCACUUACUUGAGCACUAAAGGGAAAGAGAUGGUGGCUGUGGAGACCUUCUCCAUCUUGUUCUCCAGCGCUGCCUUAUUGGGGUUCAUCUUUGCCCCUAAAUGCUACAUCAUUGCAUUGAGGCCUGAUCUGAACAGUAGGGACCAACUUAUAAGAAGAAAGAAUUAA